GUUUUCCUUCUGAUAAUUAAACCUUUUUACUUUUAACAGCUAAAAUAUCCGAAAGAUGGCGAAACGCCGGUGAACCGCCAUUUUCCCUUCUGCGUGCGUUCUCGCUCGUCACUCCGGUGCUCCCCAUUUUCGGCCACGCCGAUCUGAAGAUGAUGCAGAGAACUUCACCGCUAUGUUCUUCUUCCUCUUUUUCUCAUUCUUUUCCAAAUAUAUCCAUUCUUAAUCGAUACACUGAGCUUUUCCGAAAACGUCUCCCUCUUACUUGCAAGGGUUCGGCUUCCUCGAUUCUUCAGGUGUCCUUGUACCAUCUUCACACCUUCGUACUUUCGCAGCCUUCUCGCCGUAGAGUUGCUACUUCUGAGAUUUUAGAAUCUGUGGAAGCUCCGUUAGGAUUUGUUGAAAUUGGUUACAUAUCCAAUGUUCAUGGGACUGAAGGGGAAGUCCGAGUAAAACCUACUACUGAUUUUCCUGAACUGCGAUUCUCCACGCCUGGCACAAGAUGGUUGAAGCAGCAAGUUUCAGGUAGGGAAGAAAUCCGAGAAGUUGACCUGGAAGAUGGUAGGGAACACCCUGGUCGAAAGAGUUGGAUAUUGAAGUUUGUAGGAAUUGAUACUGCGGAACAGGCCAAGCAACUCAUUGGAUCAACUCUCCUAGUGAGAGAAGACGACCGACCACAGUUGGAAGAAGGUGAAUUUUAUUCUGAUCUUGUUGGCAUGAGUGUUAUUCUGAAGGAAACUGGUCAGUCUCUAACUGUUGUUAAUGUAUUUGAUAGUGGAGGGGCAGAUCUUUUACAUGUCAUGCUUAAGUUGUCUGAAGAUAUUUAUUGAUGCUACUGGAAAUCCAACCUCAAUUGAAACUGGAGUAUCUGGUCGUCUCGUUUGGAUACCUUUGUCGAAGCAAUUGUUCCUAUUGUUGAUCUCCAAAGACGAGAAAUGAAAAUUACACCUCCAAAAGGGCUUCUGGAAUUAAAUUUGCAUUCUGAUGAGAGAUCGAAGAAAGAACGACGCCAACUUGAAUGGAAAGAAAGGAAAAAGUUCCAAAAACGCCUCGUAGCUGCAAAAAAGAAGCUGUCUGAAAUGGAACAGAAGCACAUUUUUUAUGGUUUCAAAUUUGGAGAAAAAGCACAGGGAAGGUUACUUGCCGAUCAGAUAGUUGGAGUGAAUUCCAAGUUGCUUCAAAAAGCUUUACAAGAUAUUGCGAUUCCUACAAGAAGGUUGACUGUUGACGAGCUAUUCAAUGCCUCUAAAUUGGAAAAUGUACAAAAUACUUUGAGGAUAUUAGAUAGAUGUGUAAUUUCUGGUGCAAAUGAAAAGGAACUUGGUACACAUGCCAAUUUGCAGAAAAAGGGACUCAGUCUCAUAUCUUCUGGAAAAACUGCCGUUGUUUUAGUUGUUAAUGAUGAGGGAUGGUACUCCGACCUUGAUAUAGUUUGUGAUAUUGAUGAGCAUCCAACAUCUUCUUCCCUUCCUGAUCUACUUUGUGAUGAUAGAAGGUUUGCAAAGAUUGAAGACCGAGCAUACGUGCCUCUGAUUUUGGUAUGCUCAGCUUCCACAAUUCAUUCAAUUGAAAAGCUUUUUGUGGAUAAUGAUUACUUUGCCUUCGAUUCUGAAAAGAUCUGGUUUUUGGAAGAAGAGAGACUUCCAGUUGUUAGCAACGUGGUUGACGAACAAAAGAAAUACAAGAUUUUGAUGAAAUCACCAUGGGAAAUUCUACAAUCCCCAGUUGGUUCUGGAGGAGUCGUCAACUUGCUUUCAUCUCCCAAUGUCCUGGAACGUCUCACUGAACUUGGCAUGGAGUAUGUCGAGAUAUGCAGCAGCAGCCAUACAAGUGCUGGGAUGAACACUCUACUUCUUGGAUAUAUUGCAUCCUGCAAUGCUAAUAUCGGGGUUCAGCUCCAUAAAAGUGACAGUGACUUCGAGAAAAGCUUUGACUUGAUAUUCUCAAUGAACUUCAUAAAGAAAUUGACGAAGCAAAUUGAUAAGCCUAAGUUCUAUGCCAUCCCCAAAUCAAAUGCACAUGUUGAGAAGGUUGACAAAGAGUGGGUCGAGAUUACCUUGAGCAUCAUUGAGAGGUGCAUGCCUAACCCACAUAUAGAGUGGAUCAUUUUUCUUCAUCACCUAGCUUAAUCCCAACCUCAUGCAAAUCCAGAUAGUACUUUUCCUCGACCUUGUAAGCUUCUACAUGUGUAUCCUUUA
This is a messenger RNA of Benincasa hispida (wax gourd), 2195 nucleotides long. Its product is annotated as 16S rRNA processing protein RimM family. The record is from RefSeq and is a predicted model, not a curated record. Gene Ontology annotation, biological process: UDP-N-acetylglucosamine biosynthetic process; rRNA processing. NCBI's taxonomy places the organism in Eukaryota, Viridiplantae, Streptophyta, Magnoliopsida, Cucurbitales, Cucurbitaceae. Gene Ontology annotation, cellular component: ribosome. Gene Ontology annotation, molecular function: ribosome binding; UDP-N-acetylglucosamine diphosphorylase activity.